Molecule: messenger RNA, 1440 nt
Organism: Pichia kudriavzevii
Lineage: Eukaryota; Fungi; Ascomycota; Pichiomycetes; Pichiales; Pichiaceae
Exons: 1
Coding region: 1-1440 (479 amino acids)
Source: RefSeq, a predicted model, not a curated record
AUGACAAGACUUUUGAACAUAUACCCAAACAGUGGUGUUGACAAACUUCGUCUAGGGUGUACAUUGUAUGUGACAAUGAAAGUCCUGAGGCUGGAAGAAAAAGAUGACGGGAUUGAAUUCAAAUUUAAAGACGGGAUGAAUAUGAUAGUCGUAUACCUAAGCAAAUGCGGAAUCAAUUUGAUAUUCGACAAGUUUCUGCAAACUUUGGUAAUGAUAGAAAUCAAACUAAAUGAUGGUGGCGGCUCAAUUGUUGAUGGUGUGCAAUAUGGAUUCAAAAACGAUAUAAUAGAUAAAUUUACUUUUAAAUCUAUUUACCAUCGUUACUUUGGUCCAACUUUCCAAGGUUCUCACAUUCCUUCAACGUGUGAUUAUUUUUUGUCAUACUGUGGUGCCAGCUUCAAGUUCCACGGCAUUUCCUUACAAAACUGUUCCAAUGAAAUAUUAAGCACGAUAGAAAAGGAGUAUUCUUGUUCCUCUAUUUUCAUUUAUCAAAACACCGAAAAAAAUAUAAAUACCUUUCUUUGGAAUAGUUUUACCAAUAGUUUACAGAAACAGUUGAAUAUGGAGCAAGGUGUUGACUAUGUUACUGCGAUGCAAAACUUUUGUCCUCCCGCCGAUGACUCUAAUUUCAAUAAUAAAAUACAGAUAAAGUAUGUUCACUAUGAGAUCUAUAACAAAGAAGGAUAUCUAACGUUUUAUUUCUCCAAGCAUCCAUCAUUGAAAAAAUAUACCGUGAAAUGUGGAGAUACUAAGAUACAAGACAUGGUGAAAGUUUUUGGAUAUCCAGAUGAUUAUAUUAUCAAGAAGAAAGUCCGUUUAAAAUCAAUACAAAAUAGGAAAUAUCUGGAUAAAGACGGAAAUCUUCUGUUAACAUCGUCAAGAGGCUAUACUCCUAUCCAUCUGAUUAAAGGAUACAAAAGAGUCUCCUAUAAAGAUUCAAGCAAUAAUUUCCUUGAAAACGAUGCAUUGGAAAAGAUAAAAAUACAUAACUAUUUUGACUUAGGAUUCGAUGUUUUGUACGACCUUAAUGCAACAUCAGACGGCACAAACUUAGUUAGUAGGAUAGUGAUACAUCAAAAUUGUAUUGAGUCAGUAGAUUUUCUUAGGUACGAAAAGUUGGUUCUGUUUUAUCAUAACGAUAGUUCGGGUGAAACGUUCCACUGGCCGACAGCAUCAGAAGUUUACUCCACAUUGCAAGUUACACACCUACCGAUUUUUUUAGAUAAGAAAGAGUACAGUAUCCAAGAAGAUUACGAAGAGUCAAAAGAAGCCGACAGAGCAUUCGAAAUUAUCGAUCUGGAAUCGGGCGUCUAUGAAAUGAGCCAAGAUUGGAAAGAAUGGGGGCUAUCCUUCUUUGACGGUUCGGCAAAUACAAUAUUUGAAGGACUAUCAAAAACAAAUGAAAUUUGCACAAUUACAAUACAUGAAUUAUAUGGGUAA